This is a messenger RNA of Tuber melanosporum (Perigord truffle), 846 nucleotides long. RefSeq lists its product as uncharacterized. The transcript has a single exon. Gene Ontology annotation, molecular function: structural constituent of ribosome. Bases 1 to 657 code for a protein of 218 amino acids. Lineage: Eukaryota; Fungi; Ascomycota; Pezizomycetes; Pezizales; Tuberaceae. Gene Ontology annotation, cellular component: mitochondrial large ribosomal subunit; ribosome. The record is from RefSeq and is a predicted model, not a curated record.
AUGUUGCUGCUGCGAACAACCCAACGCUCGGUCCUACGACCUCAGGUCAUCCAGAUCUACUCAUUCCUUAAAUCUACAUCCAGCACCACCCCCCGAUUCAGUAUCCCGAUCCUCUCCCGAACAAUCGUCACUAGCCCCCACUUGCGCAUCUCUUCAAUCCCCGCCGAAACGCCUACUCCAAUUUCACCUCCCUCAGAAGCCCCGCCUACUGUACAAUCUGAUCCGGCGCCCACUGCACACAAUUCCCUUUCUCUCUUAACAGCACUCAAUGCCCAGCCGUCGAAAUACAUCAUGGUCAAGAUCCAGGGUUUCACCUUCCUCGUUACAACGGGAGAUAAGGUCGUGCUACCGUUCCUUCUCAAGGACGUCAGGGUUGGUGAUACUCUACGGUUAACGCAUGCGACUACGUUGGGGUCAAGGGACUACACAAUGAAGGGGAAUCCGUACAUCGAUGAGCGGCUUUUUGAAUGUCGAGCUACUAUUAUUGAAGAGACGGCGGAACCAUUGAGGAAGAAGGAGAAGAAGAAGAGGAGGACUCGAAGGACUAAAACGGUGAAGAGUAAGCAUCGGUACAGUGUGCUAAUAAUCAAAGAGUUGGUUAUCAACGAUGUACCUCCUGCGCUAGCGACAGCGGCAGGCAGUAGCACUCCUAGAUAGGGGGGGGUUGUAAGGGCGCCAACAGGGAGGGGAAAAGAGGGAAAGGGAGGCGAAGGAAGCACUGGAUGGGAUCCUUCAUAAUUGACUGUACAUAGAGAUUCUACUCGGAUAUGGAUGUAAAAAUCGAGUAUGACAGGGAUAAAACCGGGCACUACGGGAAUUAUACAGAUAAGAGAUCGAAGAAAAAAA